Molecule: messenger RNA, 573 nt
Organism: Caenorhabditis remanei
Lineage: Eukaryota; Metazoa; Nematoda; Chromadorea; Rhabditida; Rhabditidae
Exons: 2
Coding region: 1-573 (190 amino acids)
Cellular component (GO): Cul2-RING ubiquitin ligase complex
Source: RefSeq, a predicted model, not a curated record
AUGAAAUAUUUGAUUUCAGAAAUCAGACAUGUCAUCGACAUUGAGCAGUUUCUGGAAGACGCUCUGAAUGAGGAAUCGAAACAAACACUGACUCACUUGGACCUGAGUCCAGAGCCACAAGGAUAUGAGAGCAAGGGAUUCGAUGAACAUUUUGUGGAUGGAUGGGCAGGACAGGUCGGAGAUAUGCUGCCAUCUCUCACCAGUCUUGCUCUCCGCCAGCGGAUUCUUCCCGACUUUGAAUUCACCAACAUCUGUUUGUCAUUCCCGAACCUUUUGAAGCUGGAUUUGACGAACACCUGCCUGGAGACUCUGCAUGGAAUCAAAGAACUUGCGAAUCUUGAGACUCUCCGAGUUGGAUGUCUCAAAAUCAAAAAAGCCGGCGGAAUCCGCCAGUUAUUUGAUUUAAAAAAGCUUCGAAACCUGAGUUUUGAGAUCACAUCGUCAGGGUGUGAUUGUUGUCGACAAGGAAAUAUCCAUAGCUUAUUGAUGAAAUCGGAUCGCCGUCUUCGGAGUUUGGAAACCGUCGACUUCUCAAAUACAAACUUCGAAGAUGGUACUAUAAAUCGUUCAUAA